Molecule: messenger RNA, 733 nt
Organism: Brachypodium distachyon (stiff brome)
Lineage: Eukaryota; Viridiplantae; Streptophyta; Magnoliopsida; Poales; Poaceae
Product: 60S ribosomal protein L24
Exons: 6
Coding region: 84-569 (161 amino acids)
Biological process (GO): cytoplasmic translation
Cellular component (GO): cytosolic large ribosomal subunit
Molecular function (GO): mRNA binding; structural constituent of ribosome
Source: RefSeq, a predicted model, not a curated record
AGCGUCUCCUUCCCACUCCCAUCCGCGCCGCCGCCCCUCCUCCUUGCUCAAGGAACUUCUGAAGGUGUUCUAAGGCUGCCAAGAUGGUUCUGAAGACUGAGCUUUGCCGUUUUAGCGGCCAGAAGAUUUACCCAGGGAAGGGUAUCAGGUUCAUUCGUGCGGAUUCGCAGGUUUUCCUUUUUGCCAACUCAAAAUGCAAGCGCUACUUCCACAACCGCCUGAAGCCUGCAAAGCUUACCUGGACAGCUAUGUACAGGAAGCAGCACAAGAAGGACAUCCAUGCUGAGGCUGCGAAGAAGAGGCGUCGCACCACCAAGAAGCCAUACUCCCGGUCGAUUGUUGGUGCCACACUGGAAGUCAUCCAGAAGAAGAGGGCUGAGAAGCCUGAAGUCCGUGAUGCUGCUAGAGAAGCUGCUCUUCGUGAGAUCAAGGAGCGUAUCAAGAAAACCAAGGAUGAGAAGAAGGCUAAGAAGGCAGAGGUGACCAAAUCCCAGAAGUCACAAAUCAAGGGUGCUGCACAGAAGGGUCCUAAAGGCCCAAAGCUUGGCGGUGGCGGCGGGAAGCGUUGAAUGUUCCCUGCACCAUAGAGAUAAACUUGUGCUGCCUAGCCUUGUUUCUGAUCCUAUCACCUUUGUCUAGUUACCCUGCGGUGUUGAAUUAAAACCUUUUCUGCGAGUUCAAGUGUCUAACGUUUCAGAUUUUUUUGAUGAGUUCAUUUAUUUUGAUGAGUUCA